Molecule: messenger RNA, 285 nt
Organism: Hibiscus syriacus
Lineage: Eukaryota; Viridiplantae; Streptophyta; Magnoliopsida; Malvales; Malvaceae
Product: eukaryotic translation initiation factor 4E-1-like
Exons: 1
Coding region: 1-285 (94 amino acids)
Biological process (GO): translational initiation
Cellular component (GO): eukaryotic translation initiation factor 4F complex
Molecular function (GO): RNA 7-methylguanosine cap binding; translation initiation factor activity
Source: RefSeq, a predicted model, not a curated record
AUGGGGGUAGAGGAAAAUAUUAUGAAAUCAACGAGCAUAAAUGAAGAGAAUAAGAAGUCUUAUCCUAACCUGAAGGAUGAUGAGGUGGAGAUUGCAGAGGAAGAUACGACGUUACCUUCGCCAAAUAACGAUAUAGUGGAGCAGCCCCACCUGCUGGAGCACUUGUGGACCUUCUGGUUCGAUAAUCCGUCUGCUAAAUCCAGGCAAGCUGCUUGGGAUAGCUCUAUGCGCGCUAUUUACACUUUUCCCACCGUCGAACAAUUCUGGAGGUUAAUCUCUCUCUAG